Chironomus riparius is the source of this 1162-nucleotide messenger RNA. The record is from the annotation of a GenBank genome assembly. Lineage: Eukaryota; Metazoa; Arthropoda; Insecta; Diptera; Chironomidae.
GAAAUAUUAAGCUUUAGUAAAAUUUAGUCAUUCAUUAAAGGUCGAGAAAGUAAAAAGUCAAAAAUGGAUGAAAAGUUUUAUUUCUUAAUUUUUAUAUUUUUGGUUAAAUUGAAUUCGAUAAACGGUCAAGAUGAAAUGAUGCAAUGCAGAUAUUAUAACCAUACAAAUGGCCUUUAUUCUUGUGAUUUAACAAUUUACAAUCCAUACGGACUUAAUAAUUUUACUGCAAUAAAUGGAACACAUUUGUCAGGAAAAACCGAUGCAUUGGUUAAAUAUAUUUUUCGUGAUCAAAUAUUCGUAACUCCAAAUAUUCCGUCGAUAAUCUGUAAACAAUUUCAAAAUCUUGAUUAUAUAGAUUUCCAAUCAUCUGGAAUUAAAAAACUUGAUAGUAGCUCAUUUAUUGAUUGCAAAAAAAUCACAAAUAUAUAUCUAUACAAUAGCCAAAUAAGUCAAAUAGGAGAAAAUACUUUUAAAAACUGCCAAAAUCUUAUUUAUAUAUAUCUUCAUUUUAAUAAGAUCAGACAGUUGGAUGAAAAAUCUUUUAAUGGAGCUUCAAAAGUUCAACAUUUGUAUUUGAACUUUAAUCCAAUCCAAAAUUUUCCAAAAAAUAUUUUUAAUCCUUUGACAAAUUUAGUCAAUCUUCAUGCUUAUUUUACAAAUCUAAGUGUUAUUCAUUCAAAUUCUUUUGGAGUCCAUUUAAAAUUAACAGGACUUUAUUUACACCACAAUCAAAUCGAUGCAUUUGAUGAAAGAAUUAUUGAUAAGACGACAGUGAGCAUAAUAGAUAUGACUAAUAAUACAUGUGCAAAUAAAAUAAUCAACGACACAACAAUGUUAAGAGACUCCAUGAGAUUAGCUAUGAAAACUUGCUUUUUAAAUUAUGAAAAUUUAACAAUGGGUACAACGACAACAAUUUCAUCAACAGCAUCAACAACAACGUCAUAUAUUGAACAGACUACAACUACAGCCUUGACAUUACCUCCAGGAUGCAUUGGCGGAAAUACAGAUGAACGUGUGUGUCGAAUAGAGGAUGAAAUUCAAGAUAUUCAUGAACAAAGUACGAAUUUUACAACAACAAUAAAUAAAAUGCAAGAUCAAAUCGACGAAUUGCUAAAUCGACCAUGUGCAUGCCGAUAAAAAUUCAAUCAUUGAAAUGUUUCUU